This is a messenger RNA of Nicrophorus vespilloides, 842 nucleotides long. RefSeq names its product mitochondrial intermembrane space import and assembly protein 40. The record is from RefSeq and is a predicted model, not a curated record. Gene Ontology annotation, molecular function: protein-disulfide reductase activity. Gene Ontology annotation, biological process: protein import into mitochondrial intermembrane space. Gene Ontology annotation, cellular component: mitochondrial intermembrane space. NCBI's taxonomy places the organism in Eukaryota, Metazoa, Arthropoda, Insecta, Coleoptera, Silphidae.
UAUUUUUGUGUUUUAAUGUCGAAAAGUGUUUUGGAAACGAAACCUGAAAUCAUGUCUGUUUCUAACCUUAAAAUUAUUUUUGAAGGGAGUUUGAGCUGCAAGAGGAACCCGAGGAAUUAUUGGCAGUGUACUUCAAGCAGUGCAUCAUCCAAUCUUUACAGGAAUUGUUUGGCGAGAUUGGGGCAACAGUCCCUGUUGACAUACUUCGAUACAGUCCAGAAACUAGGAGGGCUAUAUUAAGAGUGCCAGAGUAUAACUACGUUAAGCUCAGAUCAAGCUUAACUUUAGUGAGCCGAUAUCAAGAUAAAAAGUGUCUGUUCCGUGUCUGCAAAGCUGCACCUUUACUUUUAAAUCUCCUUGGUGACAGUAGAGACUACAUUCAUCAAAAUGUCUGAAUGUGUGAAACGUGGUCCCAAGGACAAAGACACUAUCAUCUUUGCAACUAAGGAGGAUCAUUCUGUUCCUAGCAAAAUAUCACUGUCUGAACCUGAACAACAGCCUGGGCUUAUUAUGCCAGAUGGAAAAAUUAAUUGGAACUGCCCAUGUCUGGGCGGUAUGGCGACUGGACCAUGUGGGGUAGAGUUCAGGGAUGCUUUUAGUUGUUUCCAUUAUUCAGAUUCAGACCCCAAAGGUUCUGAUUGCUACAAUAAAUUCAAAGACAUGCAGACGUGCAUGCAAAGAUAUCCUACCCUCUACAAUAAAGAUUUGGCUGAUGAUGACGAUUUGUCGGAGGCUAUCGAAAAGUCGGAGAAGGCAACAGCGGAGGCUAAGGCCAAAGAAAAAUGAUGAUUACAUUCCUCUGCUCUAGUUCACAUUUUAGUUUAAUAAACUAUUACCGUUUA